AACGCGAAACGGCAAGACGUCACUGGUUACUAUAACAACGCUAUAACAGCGUCUCUUAGAUUCUUGCGGAGGAAAACAAACAUGGCGGAAAGUCGCGGGAAUACAGAGACGGGAAAAGACAAGGGGCAGGAAGAGAUAUCUGGAAAUGUGAGCAAGCUGGCCGUUUCUCCACAUGGUUAUUAUGGUCAACUAAAAAAGGGUCAUUUGAUUUUUGAUGCCUGCUUUGAAAGUGGUAACCUUGGCAGGAUUGACUAUAUUUCUGAAUUUGAAUAUGACUUGUUUAUUAGACCUGAUACCUGUAACCCACGGUUUCGAGUUUGGUUCAACUUCACAGUGGAAAAUGUGAGAAAAUCGCAGAGAGUUAUUUUUAACAUUGUCAACUUCAGCAAAACAAAAAGCCUUUACCGAGAUGGAAUGGCCCCAGUAGUGAAAUCAACAAGUCGGCCUAAGUGGCAAAGGCUCCCGUCCAAAAAUGUGUAUUAUUAUCGUUGCCCUGAUCAUCAUAAAAACUAUGUCAUGUCGUUUGCCUUUUGCUUUGACCGAGAUGAUGAUGUUUAUCAGUUUGCCUACUGUUACCCAUAUACUUAUACACGCCUUCAGCAUUAUUUGGAGAAUCUGGACAAAAGGAACCUGGAUUAUGUUCAAAGGGAGCUACUUGGUUAUAGUGUGCAACAACGGAGAGUUGACCUCCUCACUAUUACCAACCCUGCGAACCUGGUGUCUGAAGAUGAGCAAAAGGUUGCGUUUAUAAGCGCUCGAGUACACCCUGGGGAAACGCCUUCAUCCUUUGUGUGUCAGGGUAUCAUUGAUUUUCUUAUAAGCCAGCAUCCUGCCGCCAUAUCUCUGAGAGACCGUUUGGUUUUCAAGAUAGCACCGAUGCUUAAUCCAGAUGGAGUUUACUUUGGAAAUUACAGAUGUUCACUAUUGGGUUUUGAUUUAAACCGCCAUUGGCAAGAGCCAUCGCCUUGGGCCCACCCAACAUUGUAUGCGGUAAAAAGGCUUAUUGUGGAGAUGCACAACUGUGCGAAAACCAGCCUUGAGUUCUAUAUUGACAUUCAUGCUCAUUCGACCAUGAUGAACGGAUUCAUGUAUGGGAAUAUUUUUGAGCGGCAAGAUCUAUUUCAGAAACAGGCUAUUUUUCCGAAGCUGCUGUGCCGGAAUGCUGAAGAUUUCUCUCUAACCAAUACUUCCUUUAAUAAAGACAUCGUAAAGGCUGGAACAGGACGCCGUUUCUUGGGGGGCCUCCUUGAUGACUCUUCAUAUUGUUAUACGUUGGAGGUCUCCUUCUACAGCUAUAUGCAAGGCGGUACCAGCGUGGCUAUCCCCUACACUGAAGAAACUUAUAAGAAAUUUGGAAGGAAUGUAGCAAAGACCUUCAUGGAUUACUACCAGUUAAACAGCUCCAUAACAGCAGGACCUGAAGCUCCAAUAACACGAGAGAAAUCACCUGGCGUUGCAGCAGUGCACCAGCAAGGAGCAGGAGGAUCCCAAAAAGGCCAAAAAAGUUUACUUACCACUAAGGAGCACCCAAAAUGAUUUUAAGAUUGAGCCAUGCCUACAAAGUCUGAGCCAACAAGGAGCUAGUUAUCGUCAAUCUAUAAAAUAAAUAAUAGACUAAAAGAGAAAUUAUUUUCUUCAUCAUAAACAGUGGCAUGCAGUGAAGAAAUAUGCAACCUUAAAGGAGAAGGAAAAGCUUGUAGCACUUGGGGUUGCCAAAUGUUAGGCACCCCAAGUGAUUGUAGUUACUUACCCCUGGCAAGUGCUCCUAUCUAUCAGAAGAAAAAUGCACUGGCCCAGGGUUAUACCAGUGAGCACCACAGAUCGAUCCUCUUUCAUCUUCUUCUGUCUUCAAAUUUCCAGGAGCAAACACGUGUGCAGCUGUGUGAAGGAGGAAGACUGAAGAAGAUCGCUCCAUGGUGCUCACUGGUAUAAUCCCGGGGUUUCAGGUAAGUAACUACAAUCACUUGGGGGUGCCUAACAUUUGGCACCCCCAAGUGCUGCAAGCCGUUUCUUCUCCUUUAAUGAAAAUGUCAUGGAAAUUGUAUUUCAAUGCUGUCUAUACAUUUAAAAGGAAAUAUAAUUGCUUGGUGAUGAUCAUUAUUAAAGUUGGAAUGUUGUAAAA
Xenopus laevis (African clawed frog) is the source of this 2122-nucleotide messenger RNA. RefSeq names its product cytosolic carboxypeptidase 6 (gene agbl4.L). Bases 82 to 1536 code for a protein of 484 amino acids. The transcript is spliced from 13 exons. The record is from RefSeq and is a predicted model, not a curated record. NCBI's taxonomy places the organism in Eukaryota, Metazoa, Chordata, Amphibia, Anura, Pipidae.